AUGUCUGGCUUUAAUACCGGUCGAACUCCUUGUAGAUAUUUCCAACAGGGUCGUUGUAACAAGGGAAACAGCUGUAAGUUUGCCCAUGUGUAUUCCAAUGGCAGCGGUGCAUCAGGUCAAGGAACCGGUCAAUCCAUGUCAGAAGCUGAACUAUUGAAGAGUUUUAUUAAUCCAAGCUCCCUUCCCAAGAUUGCUAGAACCAUCAAUAAUGAUAUGAAAGAUGCAGAGACUUUUCAGUUGAAACCGAUGGCAUCUGCAUACAGUUAUGGAUCACCAUGUGCAGUGAAUUUGAUAAGUGGCAGAGACUAUUCACCUGAGGAAUCGAGAUUGGACUACUACAAUGCUCAACGUCAAGGUAUUAUGCCGCAGUAUAUGACUCAAGUAAGUGCUAGAGAAUCUGACAUGCAAGAAUGUAUGAAUUUUACUAAGGCGCAUACAGACUGGGCAGCUAGAUAUUUACAAGUGAAUACUAAGCAAUUGACGGAAACUGGUAGAAGAUCUAUUGAAAAUGAAUUCAUCAACUUCCCACUUGACUUGACAGGUACCAGAAGUAAGAGUGGUUCAUUUGGCGCCAAUCCCUUCACAUCGCCGCCUUCUCUAAACGGCGGUGAUAGUGGUGCGUUUGGACAACCAUCCUUUGGAGGUAACACUGGAAAUAGCUCUAAUUCAGCGUUUGGAACCCCUUCGUUUGGAUCAUCUGCAUUUGGAGGUGCCAAUACUACCACUGCUAAUAAUAAUACGAAUGCGGGAAGUGGUGGGGUAUUUGGUCAACCAGCGUUUGGUAAUACUAGUAAUCUGGGUAGUUCAUUUGGAACGUCAUCGGUUGGAUCAAAUCCUUUCACUUCAAAUUCCGGUGGUAGUGCGUUUGGUAAGCCUGCAUUUGGUAGCGCACCUGGAAGUAGCGAAUCAGCCUUUGGCAAACCUGCAUUUGGUUCAACUACUACGCCUCCUGCAAGUGGUGGAUCGGCUUUUGGUAAGCCCAGUUUUGGUUCCAGUGCAUUUGGACAAUCGGCCUUUGGUGCCAAUGCCCAACAACAACAACAACAACAACAACCUCAGCAACAACCGCCUUCAACUGCCGGGUCUGUAUUUGGUCAACCACCUUUUGGAUCAAAUGCAGCGGGUGCUGCACCCGCUACUGGCAGCUCUGUAUUUGGACAACCAUCUGCAGGGUCUCAGGCAAAUGCCACUUCAGCAUUUGGUAAGCCAAUGUUUGGUAGCACACCAGGACAAAGCAACAGUACUGGUGCAUCCGCAUUUGGCCAGCCGAACUUCAAACCUUCGCCAUUUGGCGCUAGUAAUAAUGCUACACAAAAUGCAUCGCCCUUUGGAACAUCAGCAUUUACACAGAACCAAUCUCCCUUUUCUAAUAAUACGAAUACUACUAAUACUACUAGUACUACUAGUACUGCACCAUUUGGAUCUGCUCCUACGAGUUCAAGCUCUCCGUUCUCAUCUCUUCAGCAGAACCAGAACCAAGCCAAACCAGAGCCAAUUUCCCAAACUACAUUUGGAUCCCAAACCCAACCAUCGAGUUCGCCAUUUGGAAAUGCCCAACAACCAUCCGUGGCUCCAUUUGGCUCCAGCACAGGGCCAAAAUCAUCACCAUUUUCCAACGUCGCCAACCCAUCGAUUUCUCAGCCUACAGCGCCUAAAUUCACCCAGGGGCUACCGACAGAGGAAGACAACGUACCGGCCAACGAAUUGGACCAAAAGACACUACAACAGUUUCAAAUGGACCACUUCAACCUGGGAGAGGUUCCUGAUAUUCCGCCGCCAUUAGAGCUCAUCGCAUGA
Zygosaccharomyces rouxii is the source of this 1797-nucleotide messenger RNA. RefSeq names its product FG-nucleoporin NUP42 (gene NUP42). The coding region runs from base 1 to 1797 and encodes 598 amino acids. Gene Ontology annotation, molecular function: metal ion binding. The record is from RefSeq and is a predicted model, not a curated record. NCBI's taxonomy places the organism in Eukaryota, Fungi, Ascomycota, Saccharomycetes, Saccharomycetales, Saccharomycetaceae. The transcript has a single exon.